Messenger RNA from Loa loa (African eye worm), 2454 nucleotides. Its product is annotated as glutaminase. The transcript is spliced from 16 exons. Gene Ontology annotation, molecular function: glutaminase activity; protein binding. The record is from RefSeq and is a predicted model, not a curated record. Gene Ontology annotation, biological process: L-glutamine catabolic process. NCBI's taxonomy places the organism in Eukaryota, Metazoa, Nematoda, Chromadorea, Rhabditida, Onchocercidae. The coding region runs from base 66 to 2090 and encodes 674 amino acids.
UUUGAGAUGCGAAAUGAUUUCAGUAUCGGUUAACCGAAGAUCAACAUCGUAAAAAUUUUGAAGCAAUGGAGAGCGACGAGUACAAGUGCGCCUCUGCUGCAGUUGAUAAUGUAAGCAAGAUCUUGAAAAACAACCGGAAAUCAUCGAUUACUCGACUGCUGAAUGAUACCGCUAAGGGUUUGAAACAUGUUUAUCAGCUUUCACACCCAUCGCAGGAAGAUCUCACGUACGAUCUCUUCAAAUGUUCCAAAAAACCCGGAGAAGCUUCUUUGGGGAAACUACUUUCUGUAUUGCGAUCAUUUGGCAUCCGUGAAGACGAUCCACGAUUGAAACAUACGAUUGAAAAAAUGCGUGAAUAUGAACUGCAGAUCGAGGAUGACUGUGAUACCAGACACUGCUUGUUAAGCAAGGAACAGUUCAAAGAAUGUAUUCGACCAAGCAUCAAUUUAAUUGCCCAGACACUUCGCAACGAUUUGAUUAUUCCUUGUUGGGGCGAAUUUACUGCUAAGAUCAAGGAAAUUUUUGAUGAAUGCGCGAGUAUUCAUGAUGGCAGAGUAGCAGAUUAUAUCCCUCAGUUAGCUAGAGUGGAUCCGAAGAAAUGGGGUCUUUCGAUAUGUACAAUUGAUGGACAACGUGUCAGUUACGGUGAUGCACGUGUACCGUUUUGUUUUCAGUCUAUAUCAAAGGCUUUCAAUUAUGCAAUAGUCGCGUCUGAUUUGGGAGCAGAUUUUGUCCACAAUUAUGUCGGGCAUGAACCAUCCGGGCGAUUAUUCAAUGAAAUAUGUCUGGAUUGCAAUGGUAAACCACAUAAUCCUUUCAUAAAUGCUGGAGCAAUUAUUGUCACGUCACUACUGAAAAUGGGACAUGAAAUGGCUGAUCGUUAUGAUUUUGUACUAACCCAAUACAGAAAACUAGCAGGAGGUGGUUACAUAGGAUUUAAUAAUGCAACCUUCUUAUCUGAACGCGAUACCGCAGAUCGUAAUUAUGCGCUUUCUUACUACAUGAAAGAAAAUAAUUGCUUUCCUGGUUCAGUAUCGCUCCGGGAUGAGCUUGAUUUCUAUUUCCAGUUGUGUUCAUUGGAAACAACAUGUGAAAGUGCUGCGGUAAUGGCAGCAACUUUGGCUAAUGGAGGUGUUUGUCCACUUACCAACGAAAUAUGCAUUAGUGCUCGGCCAUGUCGCGAUGUUCUUUCAUUGAUGUAUUCAUGUGGGAUGUACGAUUACAGCGGUCAGUUCGCAUUUCAGGUUGGCUUACCUGCAAAAUCUGGUGUCUCUGGAGCAAUGGUUGUUGUGGUACCAAAUUUGAUGGGGAUUUGUAUUUGGUCGCCGCCUUUGGAUAAAAUGAGUAAUAGUGUACGUGGUGUAAGCUUCUGUAAGAAAAUGAUCGAAACUUUCAAUUUUCACAAUUACGACAGUUUAUUGCAUGCGGAUACCAAGAAAAUAGAUCCUCGAAAGCGUGGCAUUCCAAAUGAAUCCGAAUUAAUCCUUGAAAUGAUGUUUGCAACUAAGAAAGGCAACAUUGAUGAUGUUCGAAGAAUGUUUUUGGGUGGCAUUGACUUGAAUAUGUCAGACUAUGAUGGUCGCACACCACUACAUCUAGCUGCUUCAGAAGGACAAUCGUUAAUGGUGGAUUUCUUUCUCGACAUUGCUCAUGUUAAUCCACUUGUGAGAGAUAGAUGGAAUAGGACCGCUUAUGAUGAUGCUUUGUCGUUUGGAUAUACCAAAAUUGCGGAAAAAAUUAAAUCAUCUAUGGAUAAAAUAUCUGGUGGAUUCGUGCCAAUAACAAUUCCUCCGGAAAAAGCACUUCAGUUGCUACCCGAGAACGGUGAUGUUUUAAUUAAUUUGCCAGAAGAGGAAAAUGAAUGGGAAAAAGAAUUGCGAAUUGUGGUUGAUCGUUUAUCUCAUUUCGACCAUUCAAAUGUUGAUGAUGAUUAUUUGACCAGUCCCAGAAUUGCUGAGAACGGCGAUGGAACGUCUGAUAUUUUGCAAAAGUCGUCUGAAAGGAAUGGUAGCUUUAGUGCUCUGAAUGCUGAAAGUAUGGUGGACGGGAGUGACGGUCAGAUCAACCUUGGCAUGAAAUUUUCAGGUUGAUACUUAUCGCUGAUAUGCUGUGUUAAUCUUUUUUCUUUCUACGAUACCCCCUGGUAUUGCAUAUAUUACAAUUUACACAUAUUCUGUUCUGUGUGAGAGAGGCCUCGGGUUGUUUGUUAUGAGAGGAAGACUUUGACGCUCCAUAAUAAAUGAAGUUAGUGUAAUCUUGUCAUUCUUGACUAUCUUAAUUAGUGGUAUUAUUAUUCCAUUCAUAUUGAAAAAGGCAUUCAUUUUUAGCAUUUCUUAACAAAUUUUUCGAGUUCCGGGUUAUGGAUGUUAAAUCUGUGCUGCACUGAUAUUAUCUCCUUCUGAUAGUAUUAUUGCAUAUUGUAGUCAUUUCCUUUGUGUUAUAUUGUUUGUAAAC